UGACGUUUAGCAACACGUUCCGCAUCACGCGAAGAAGACGUUCGGUCUUCCGGUUUCUGUUACGUCGUUUUAUAUACAGCUUGAAAUCGACUAAUCCAAAAAACCCCGAGCGUUUGAAUAUUUUGUAAUGCUGUAUACGACAUGGCUGUAGCAAUGAGCUCCACGUGUCCUGGGCUGUAUUGUGGAAGGACCAUCGUAAAUAACUCUGUAGAAGGAGAAUGUGGGGUUUGUCCUCGUGGCCAGAGAACUAACUAUGAGAAGAUAUGUGAGGAAUGCAGCGGAUCUCCUGAGCUGUAUGACUGGCUGUACCUGGGCUUCAUGGCCAUGCUGCCUCUGGUCCUGCACUGGUUCUUUAUUGAGUGGUAUUCUGGGAAGAAAAGUUCUAGUGCCCUUUUCCAGCAUAUCACCGCUCUGUUUGAGUGCACGGCCGCUGCCAUAGUGACUCUGCUCCUCAACGAUCCUGUCGGCCAACUGUCUAUUCGUUCCUGUGAGGUUAAGAUGCUUUCCGACUGGUACACCAUGUUGUACAACCCCAGUCCCGACUACGUCACCACCCUUCACUGCACGCAGGAGGCUGUGUUCCCUCUGUACACCAUCGUGUUGAUCUACUAUGCCUUCUGUCUGGUUUUCAUGAUGCUUCUGCGGCCACUUCUGGUUAAAAAGAUCGCGUGCGGCCUAGGCAAGACCGAUCGUUUUAAGAGCAUCUACGCAGCGCUGUACUUCUUCCCCAUCCUCACUGUCCUGCAGGCAGUCGGAGGUGGACUUCUUUAUUAUGCAUUUCCAUAUAUUAUCUUGGUCUUGUCUUUGGUCACGUUGGCAGUCUACAUGUCAGCUUCAGAGAUACAGUCUUUCAAAAACCUUGUGGCUAAGAAGAAACGCCUCGUGGUUCUCUUUAGCCAUUGGCUCCUCCAUGCGUAUGGUAUCAUUUCCAUAUCCCGACUGGACAAGCUGGGUCAGGAUUUGCCGUUGUUGGCUCUGGUGCCCGGACCUGCUCUCUUCUACCUGCUGACGGCCAGGUUCACAGAACCAAACAGAAUUCUGUCAGAGGGUGGAAAUGGACACUGAUGUCACUUCCUGUGUCGGAAAAUCACCUCCCUCAAACUCACAUUAGAGACUUUUAAUUUAAUGACACCUUUGGCACAGAGAGCACCAAAGAGCCAUAGUCAUUGCUCAUGAUAUAUUAUGUUGCCAUGAAGUUUUCUUUUUUUUGUCUAAGAAUAUUUUUUAGUUGUUUGCUUGUAUUGAACAGAGAUCAAAUGAAAUGCUUUAUGUAGAAUAUUUUUUUUCCUAACGGAGUCCUGAAAGCGAAUUUUGAAAGGCAGUAGUCACUGUUUUUGUAAAUGUAUAGUAACUUAAGUAUAUAUAUGACUUAUUUACAUUUUGGUUUGGUACAUUUUUAUGUGAUUUGUAUCUGUUGUCAAGAAUGGAUGCAAAUCAGAAAUUUGUUGUAAUGUACAAUAUAUUUUUCGUGUUAAAUAUGAAACAGCUGGCCUGUGAAUUCCCUGAAAACCCUAAUUUAAUGUUAAUCAUUGUCAUGACAAACUUUGUGCCAAAUAUAAUUGUAUGUAUUUACGCUUUUUUUCAUGCAUGGAUAAAAGCUUAACACUAUAAAAGGUAUGUUGUGACAAAUUAGCAUGUGGCGUUCUAUGAUUGUUUUGCUUCUCGAUAUGUAAAUGUGCAUGUAUUGCGAAAAAAAGAUUAUGUAGUUUCCAGUGCUCUCUGACACUUAUCCUUACAACUUGACUAAAGAUUUCUCUUAAGGAUGCAUAUUUAUAAGCUCUACGGUGAUGUGUGGAAUAUAACAAAAUUAUUAGAGCUGUUAAUGUUUUAUAGUUUUAUUCAACAUGCAGUAUGUUAUGUUAUACGUGGUGGUGAAUUACAUUCAUGGCCAUCAGACCUAUGAAAAUGAAUGUUUGUCAGUUUUGUUUGACUUGUUGAAUAAACUGUGACAGAUUUUUGCAUAGA
Messenger RNA from Puntigrus tetrazona (Sumatra barb), 1965 nucleotides. It is a transcript of the gene jkamp, whose product is annotated as jnk1/mapk8 associated membrane protein. The coding region runs from base 142 to 1065 and encodes 307 amino acids. NCBI's taxonomy places the organism in Eukaryota, Metazoa, Chordata, Actinopteri, Cypriniformes, Cyprinidae. Gene Ontology annotation, biological process: response to unfolded protein. Gene Ontology annotation, cellular component: membrane. The record is from RefSeq and is a predicted model, not a curated record. The transcript has 7 exons. Gene Ontology annotation, molecular function: ubiquitin protein ligase binding.